This is a messenger RNA of Neoarius graeffei (lesser salmon catfish), 3461 nucleotides long. It is a transcript of the gene tm9sf4, whose product is annotated as transmembrane 9 superfamily protein member 4. The transcript is spliced from 18 exons. Gene Ontology annotation, biological process: protein localization to membrane. Gene Ontology annotation, cellular component: membrane. Lineage: Eukaryota; Metazoa; Chordata; Actinopteri; Siluriformes; Ariidae. Bases 16 to 2016 code for a protein of 666 amino acids. The record is from RefSeq and is a predicted model, not a curated record.
GACUACAACUGCUUGAUGAGGAGCAGAGGAGAAGGACUGCGAGGAGGGUCGCAGUUUUUCAGGCACUUUUCCUCCCACAAGACAAAGCAGGAGACGUGGGUCGUGCUGCUGCUCCUGUCUCGACUGACUUUAGUCAAACCGUUCUACGUGCCUGGUGUUGCCCCGAAGGAUUUCCAUCAGAACGACCCCGUGGAGAUCAAGGCAGUAAAGCUGACCAGUUCCAGGACUCAGCUACCCUAUGAGUACUACUCUCUUCCUUUUUGUCAACCCAUGAGCAUUGUGUACAAGGCAGAGAACCUGGGCGAGGUUCUGCGAGGUGAUCGUAUCGUGAACACGCCAUACCAGGUGCGCAUGAACCAGGGCAGGAAUUGUGAACUGGUGUGCGCAAAACCAUCAGAGCCCACUAAACUCAGCGUGGCCAACAGCAAGCUGAUCGCCGAGCGCAUCCAAGAGGAGUACUAUGUUCACCUUAUUGCAGAUAAUCUUCCAGUGGCCACCAGGUUGGAGUUUUACCCAAACAGAGAGGCAGGGACUGACGAGGAACAGAAGAAAGACGUUGUAAAAGAUGUCCAGUUUGAACAUGGCUACAGGUUGGGCUUCACUGACAAUAACAAGUUCUAUUUGCACAACCACCUGUCCUUCAUUCUGUACUACCACAAAGAGAAGGUGGAGGAGGAAGAGGAGCAUAAUUUCCGUGUUGUACGCUUCGAGGUGGUGCCACAGAGCGUCAAGCUAGAAGACCUGAAAGUUGACUCGAAUGGCGCGUGCACGUUACCGGAGGCGAGCAGUUCUGCUCCUCAGGAGAUCGAUCCAUCCAAAGAGAACAGUGUGCUCUUCACGUACUCUGUGCACUGGAAGGAGAGUCAGGUGAAGUGGGCGUCACGCUGGGACACGUACCUCACGAUGAGCGAUGUGCAGAUUCACUGGUUCUCCAUAGUCAACUCGGUGGUGGUCGUAUUCUUCUUGUCAGGCAUCCUGAGUAUGAUCAUCAUCAGGACCUUGAGGAAAGACAUCGCGAACUACAACAGAGAGGACGACAUUGAGGACACCAUGGAGGAAUCUGGCUGGAAGAACGUUCAUGGAGAUGUUUUCCGCCCACCUCAGUAUCCCAUGAUUCUCAGUUCUCUGCUCGGCUCUGGGAUUCAGCUCUUUUGUAUGAUCCUCAUUGUUAUCUUCGUGGCCAUGCUAGGCAUGUUGUCUCCAUCUAGUCGGGGGGCUCUGAUGACCACUGCCUGCUUCCUCUUUAUGUUUAUGGGUGUGUUUGGAGGCUACUUUGCUGGCCGACUGUAUCGCACGCUGAAAGGUCACAGAUGGAAGAAAGGAGCUUUCUGUACUGCAACCCUGUACCCUGCAGUUGUGUUUGGAAUCUGUUUCGUGCUGAACUGUUUUAUCUGGGGAGAGCACUCCUCAGGGGCUGUUCCAUUCACCACAAUGCUGGCUCUGUUGUGUAUGUGGUUUGGUAUCUCAAUGCCUCUGGUCUAUUUGGGCUACUACUUCGGCUUCCGCAAACAGCCCUACGACAACCCAGUGCGCACCAAUCAGAUCCCACGCCAGGUUCCAGAGCAGCGCUGGUAUAUGAACAAGUUUGUAGGGAUCCUGAUGGCUGGCAUUCUCCCAUUCGGUGCGAUGUUUAUUGAGCUCUUCUUCAUCUUCAGUGCUAUCUGGGAGAACCAAUUUUACUAUUUGUUUGGCUUCCUCUUCCUGGUCUUCAUCAUCUUGGUGGUGUCCUGUUCCCAGAUCAGUAUCGUCAUGGUCUACUUCCAGCUCUGUGCAGAGGAUUACCGGUGGUGGUGGAGGACUUUCAUAGUGUCUGGAGGUUCUGCCUUUUAUGUGCUCAUCUACGCCAUUUUCUACUUCGUUAAUAAGCUGGACAUUGUGGAGUUCAUUCCCUCCUUGCUGUAUUUUGGCUACACAACCUUGAUGGUUUUAUCCUUCUGGCUCCUGACGGGGACAAUCGGCUUCUACGCAGCCUACAUGUUCAUCCGCAAAAUAUACGCUGCUGUCAAAAUCGACUGAGCUGCAAUCCCACUUUAUUUUGUUACCUUUUUCUUUUAUUCGUUUCUUUUAUUUUACCUUCUGGUUUGGCGAGCAAGCACUGAAACUAGCGAGUGUAUGUAUGUGGCCGUAUCAUGGAGCGGGUUGUGUGCAGCUACGCCCCCUGUGGACUGGAGGAGAAACAUACAGGUGGUUUGUGCACAGAAAAUUCAGCCAGUCACCCAGUGGCUCCUCCACUGGAACACAGAUUUCAUUGUUUUGGCUUCUGGAAUAUUUUUUUUUUUAAUUAUUAUUAUUUAAUUCUGACUUUCUUGUUGCACACAUCAGAGGGCCAAAGUAUGUGAUAUUAACUUGUGGGGUUUUUUUGUUUGUUUGUUUGUUUGUUUUGUCAUUGAAAUGAGGAUGAGAGAGUAAAGAUGGUGAAUAUGAUUAAUAGUAUAUCCUUUUACAAACCAUGGUCAUUUUUAAAAUAUUCUUAAUAAUGUGUAAUUUGAACCUGUUCCUGAGUAUUCGGUUCAAACACUCAUUCGUUGUACAGACGUGUGUGUGUGUGUGUGUGUGUGUGCGUGCGUGUGCAGCAUGCUGGAGGCAAAAGUCUGUAGGCAGAAGGCGUGGGAGUUAAUGCUAAAAUCAUGUUGCACUGAGAAUAUGAGAUUAAAAAUAACAACUUUGUCAUACUGGUGUUUUCCCUGUACCAUUUAUGGGCAUAUUAACAAGCCCCAGUCAAUAUUUCUUUACUUUUAUAAAGAAUCUAAACUUUUCUCUUUUUCAAAGUUAUCUUAGGCAGCUCCAGAGAUAUUGGUGAACUUGGGCAAAUAGGUUGCAGAAAAAAAUAAUCUUGCACUAGAAAUGUAACUUUUACCAGAAGUAAAUUGAUCGAAUCGCAAACGUAAGCACCAGGAGGUCACUAGAUAUUACUAGAACUUCGACUGUAACCUGCUUCUGUGAUCCAGUGAAACAAAAAUGAGCUUUAAUUGCAACAGCAUGACGCAUUCUCCACCAUAAUUAAUAAUCGGGAUCAAAAAUCUGAAUUUUGUUUCAUCAAACUCCAGAACAGGAUUACAGUAAAUUUCCCAUUUAUGUUUGUUUGUGGAUAGAUGAAAGAAAAGAGAAGGCUUUCUUAUGGCACAUCUUCCAAACAGCUUGUUAGUAUGGCAGUGAAAUAAACUGAUCCUCGGAGAGGUUUUUUUUUUUUUCCUUUCUCUCCUUUUCUCUUUCAAAAUGUACAGGGGAAAAUACACUUGCAUCCUCUUGUCAGGCUAGACUUGUUUUAAAUUUCUGAAAUGUUGCCUUCAUUUAUAACAUGUGGCCGAUUGGAUGGAUGGACAUGGAGGGGUGUGUGCGUGAGACAGACAGACAGAACUACACACACAGAGUACCAGUCAAAAGUUUGGACACAGCUUCUAAUUCAGUGUUUUUUUUUCUUCAUUCUUUUGAAUUAAAAGUCACUUCAUGUCUUAAAGUAA